AUGUCUGUUCAUUUCAAAUUCAAGAGUGCCAAAGACUAUGAUACUGCCACCUUUGAUGGAACACACAUCUCGGUGUGCGACCUCAAGAAGAUCUUGGUAACAAAGAGAAACAUGGGUAAAUCCACUGACUUUGAUCUACUUAUUUCAAAUGCUCAAUCAGGUGAAGAUUAUAAAGAUGAUUCCUUUUUGAUUCCAAAGAAUACGUCGUUGAUUAUUAAGAGAGUGCCAGUUACACAACCUUCAAAGUCAUUGACCGCUACGUUGUCGGCCAAUGCUGGAAUCUCCAGUACCAAGACAACCAUUGCAAAUCCAACACCAGAUCCGUUGUUGAUCAAAGACAGUACUGGCAGUGUCGACGAAUCACAAGACGAUGAGAGCGCUAAGAUCAAUGCUCUCAUCCAAACACAAGCUGGCUUAGGAGCUGACAGACCAUAUACAAGAGAACAUCGUACACAUAAUUUCCCAACAGACAGAGUGGUAGCACCACCACCUUAUUAUAUAUGUCAUCGUUGUAACCAGCCAGGUCACUAUAUCAACCAGUGUCCGACCAAUGGCGAUCCCAACUUUAACCAUCCAAAGUCCAAGAAGGCAUCAGGUAUACCAAAGAUCUUUCUUAGACCAGUUCAGAAUCCAGGUACUGCCGGUUCAUCAACUGUUUUAAUGCCAGGCGGUGGUGUUGCCGUUGUUUUAACUCAUGAGUAUUUUAUUAAUUCAAUAAUCAACAACAACAACAACAACAGAUCAGAAUUUAAUAAAAUGGCUAAAUCUAUCAUACAGUUGGAAGAGAAAAAGACUAAUGAAGCAUUGGGUGGAACUACACCAAAGAAUGAAGACAAUAUUACGUCAAUGUCCGAUAUAAAGUCUGAGAAUAACAGUGCCAAGAAUUCACCAAUUCACACAGGAAGUGCAUCUGCACUGGGCGAACUCAAUGGUAGUUCAACGUCUGCAGUCGUUGAACAUCAACUACAACAACCACAACAAUGUCCUAUCUGUCAAAGACAAUGUAAUACAUCGUCCUAUUUUGUUUCAACAUGUUGUAAAAAGUCAUUUUGUUUUAAAUGUAUUAAAGAUUAUUUGAAUAAGGAAAGAAUGUUGGGUAAUAAAGACAAAGAUAUAUUGUGUCCUAGUUGCCAAAAGGAAAUGGGUGUAGAGAUGUCAAAGUUGAGUGAAUACGAGAGAAAUGACUCAAAGAAGAGAUCCCUUGAAAGAGACGAUCAUCAAAAGACAACGGAUGCCUCCGAUCCAAACAAGCGUGCUAAACCAACUGCCGACGAUUCAAAAUCAUAUGAAAACGGUCAUAGAAGAAGCAACGAUAGAGAUCACAGAGACAGAGAUCAGAGACAGUCAUCAUCAUCAUCUUACCACUCCACCAAUAGAUAUCCUUCUGAGAGAGACCAUAAAGACAGAGAUUCGGAAAGAGAUAGAGAACGCGAAAGAGAACGCGAAAGAGAAAGGGAACGCGAAAGAGAAAAAGACAGGGAUAGAGAAAGAGAGCGCGAAAGAGAAAAAGAAAGAGCACGCGAGAGAGAUAGAGAAAGAGAAAAAGACAAAGACAAAGAUAGAGAAAGGGAAAGGGAAAGAGAAAGAGAAAGAGAAAGAGAAAGAGAAAAAGAAAAAGAAAGAGAAAGAGAAAGAGAUAGAGAUAGAGAUAGAGACAGAGAUAGAGAUAGAAAUUAUAAACGUGAUGAUAGAAGAGAUGACAGACGAGAUGAUAGAAGAGAUAGAAGAGAUGACAGAAGGGACGAUAGAGAUUAUAGAGAUGACAAAAGUAGAAGUAGUUACAGUGAUAGAGAUAGAGACAGAGACAGAGAAAAAGAUAGAGAUAGAGAAAGAGAAAGAGACAGUGGAAGAUCAUAUCGAUCUUCGUCGUCAUCUUCAUCGUCUUCAUCACAUCACGAUGACAAAUAUCGUAGAUAA
Heterostelium album PN500 is the source of this 1917-nucleotide messenger RNA. RefSeq lists its product as uncharacterized. The coding region runs from base 1 to 1917 and encodes 638 amino acids. Gene Ontology annotation, molecular function: zinc ion binding; nucleic acid binding; ubiquitin protein ligase activity. NCBI's taxonomy places the organism in Eukaryota, Evosea, Eumycetozoa, Acytosteliales, Acytosteliaceae. Gene Ontology annotation, biological process: mRNA processing; ubiquitin-dependent protein catabolic process; protein ubiquitination. Gene Ontology annotation, cellular component: nucleus. The record is from RefSeq and is a predicted model, not a curated record. The transcript has 6 exons.